AUGUCCUUAGAUAAUGCCAAUUCAAGACGCAAUUGGGAGCACACCUCCCAACCUGGUCUCGUCACCAUUUCUGGCAUUCAGUAUCGCAUCUCUCGUGCCCCAGAUGGCUCCAUCUGCUGUCCUGUUCCUGCCUGCCCAGGUACCUUCAACAGGAGGUCCGCCUUCAAGACCCACUUGAAAACUAGUCCGUCUCUCCUUCUCUCCCUUUAUCUCUCUCUAUCUCUUCCUUAUCUCCUUCCUCCUUUCCAGAUCAUCUAUCUCCCCCUCACUCCUCGCCUCCGUCCUCCCCAACUUCAACCUCUUCUUCCUCAAGCCCCCCUCCCUCUUCCUCCCCCCUCUCUCCAGCCGUCCCUCGAUGAAUUUCAACUCGAUCCCAGUCCGUCUUUCUCUCUCUCCUCCAUAUAUCUACUCCCUUACCCUUCGUUCCCUCAAGCUUAUCUCUCGCGUCGUCCUUAA
Molecule: messenger RNA, 456 nt
Organism: Suillus paluster
Lineage: Eukaryota; Fungi; Basidiomycota; Agaricomycetes; Boletales; Suillaceae
Exons: 2
Coding region: 1-456 (151 amino acids)
Source: RefSeq, a predicted model, not a curated record